AUGGGCGGGGCCGAGGGGGCGCGGAGCUGACUCGGUCCGGGCCGGGCGCGUGGUCUCCUGGCGGGGUCAGGGGGUCAGGGGGCGAGCCCGGCCGGGGGCGUCACCUGCAGCGCUGCCCCCGCGGCCCGCCUCCCACCCGGGCUAUAAGAGAGCUGUCUGAGCACCGGCCUGCCUCUCGCUUCUUUCCGAGCCGUCUGGUCGCGCUAGAGGAGCCGGUGUCCCCGGGCGAGGAAGAUGCUGCCGAUCGCGAAGACCCUGAAACAGGGCAAAAGGGGUAUUCUAGAGCGCUUGGAUGCUGGAGAGAUUGUGAUUGGAGAUGGGGGAUUUGUCUUUGCCCUAGAAAAGAGGGGAUAUGUGAAGGCUGGGCCUUGGACUCCUGAAGCAACAGUAGAACACCCAGAAGCAGUUCGUCAGCUUCACAGGGAAUUCCUCAGAGCUGGAUCCAAUGUUCUGCAAACGUUCACCUUUUAUGCCAGUGAGGACAAACUAGAGAACAGAGGCAACUACGUAGCUGAGAAAAUAACUUGCCAGAAAGUGAAUGAAGCUGCUUGUGACAUUGCCAGAGAAGUGGCCAGUGAAGGUGAUGCUUUAGUAGCUGGAGGAGUUAGUCAAACACCAUCAUACUUAAGCUGCAAGGAUAAAGCAGAGGUUAAAGCAGUCUUUCGAAAGCAACUAGAUAUCUUCAUGAAGAAGAACGUAGACUUCCUCAUUGCAGAGUAUUUUGAACAUGUUGAAGAAGCUGUCUGGGCAGUUGAAGUCCUAAAAGAAUCUGGCAAGCCAGUUGCAGCUACGAUGUGCAUAGGUCCGGAAGGAGACAUGCAUGGUGUGCCCCCUGGACAAUGUGCUGUCCAGCUGGUGAAGGCUGGUGCUUCUAUUGUUGGAGUCAACUGCCAUUUUGACCCAGAUACUGUACUGGAAACCGUGAAACUGAUGAAAGAGGGCUUGCAAGCUGCUAAGCUGAAAGCCCACCUGAUGUCUCAACCACUCGCUUUCCAUACACCUGAUUGUGGGAAGCAGGGAUUUAUUGAUCUUCCUGAAUUUCCCUUUGGUCUGGAACCAAGAAUCAUCACUAGAUGGGAUGUCCAAAAAUACGCAAGAAAGGCUUAUGAUUUGGGAAUCCGCUAUAUUGGAGGCUGCUGUGGAUUUGAGCCAUACCACAUCCGAGCAAUAGCUGAAGAGCUGGCUCCUGAAAGAGGAUUUUUGCCAGAAGCUUCUGAGAAACAUGGUAGCUGGGGCAAUAGCCUGAGCAUGCAUACUAAACCCUGGGUCAGAGCAAGAGCAAGGAAAGAAUACUGGGAGAAUCUGAAGCCUGCUUCAGGCAGGCCAUAUUGUCCUUCAAUGUCAAAGCCUGAUGGCUGGGGAGUGACCAAAGGAGCCAGGGAGCUGAUGCAGCAGAAAGAAGCAACAACUGAACAGCAGCUGAAGGAGCUCUUCCAGAAACAGAAAUUCUAAUCUGCUGCAAUUGUCUGAAUGCUAGGAUGUUAGAACAUCUCAUCCUCUGAGAGAAAACUUGUGAAGAUUAAUACCCUGUUAACUGGUCAAUUAACAUGUAAUGAAAGAGGCAAAAUGCAAGGAAAAUGUGAUUACAAAUUAAAUAUGAGAAGCUUUGAUAAUAAAAUCUUUCUCUGGACAAAUA
Molecule: messenger RNA, 1636 nt
Organism: Numida meleagris (helmeted guineafowl)
Lineage: Eukaryota; Metazoa; Chordata; Aves; Galliformes; Numididae
Product: betaine--homocysteine S-methyltransferase 1
Exons: 8
Coding region: 235-1452 (405 amino acids)
Molecular function (GO): betaine-homocysteine S-methyltransferase activity; zinc ion binding
Source: RefSeq, a predicted model, not a curated record